AUGGCUGGCCUAUUAAUAAAACAGACUCUAUCCGUGAUCUUCCUGCUUGUCUCCUUUUGGGAUCAGGUUGAAUCAGAUUCUUCUCAAUAUGCAACCCCAGAACCAAAAACAUCCACAGAUGUUGGAAACCAUUUACCAGUGGUGGAGACUAUUCAUUUCUCAGGAUCAUCUAGACCAAAGCCAAUAACAGUGAAUGUAACAAAGGUUACAAAGAUUGUGCUGUCCUGCAAUUUGACUCUUCUGGCUACACACAAAUCUCCAAUAACUGGCAUGUGGGAAAAAGAUGGAAACAAGAUUGACAAAAGGGAAUUUGAUUUUGACCAGAACACUGGCCACCUGUUUCAAAACUAUGAGUUUGAUUUUCAGAAUGGCAGUGAUGCUGGGACCUAUACUUGUGUCUUUGAUACAAACCCAAAAUCGGAAGGCAGGUUUGAAGUACAAAUUCCUCCUGUUUGGACCAAAAAUAUGAAAGAGAUACGUUCCGAUGGUGAUCAUAUUAACUUAACCUGCAAAAGUGACCAAUAUAUUCCCCUUUACUGGAUUUGGUCAAAGGAAGUCAAAGGCAGCAAGGUGACCCUGAGUAAUGAAACAGAAGACCAAUAUUACAUCUAUAGUAUUGGCAACAAAUCAUCACUUUUAAUAAAAAGCCUGAUAAUGGAUAACACCACUUAUUAUCACUGCGAUGCUGUCUAUGAAGUGGGGUUCAGUGGUCUGCGGAUUCAUCUGAAGGUUAACAGCCUGGUUGCUGCAGUCAUACCAUUUGUUUGCAUUGUUGCUGAAGUGCUAGUUUUAGUUAUCUUCAUUCUUGUUUGUGAGAGAAAGAUGAAACAGAAAGAAGAUCUUGCUGAAGGAGAAAAAUUUCCAGAGAGACUGACCACAGACGAGUUACUCGAUUCCACUGAAAAUGGAGCUCGGCACAGAAAGGUUGAAUCUGCUUCAGUGCAAGAAAUGCAGAACUGAGCAAAAACCUGUUGGAGUACCACUAUUUUGACAUGCACAAAUGUGGCACAACAGACAUUGAAUUAUUA
Molecule: messenger RNA, 1028 nt
Organism: Rhincodon typus (whale shark)
Lineage: Eukaryota; Metazoa; Chordata; Chondrichthyes; Orectolobiformes; Rhincodontidae
Product: embigin
Exons: 9
Coding region: 1-960 (319 amino acids)
Source: RefSeq, a predicted model, not a curated record